This is a messenger RNA of Aureobasidium pullulans EXF-150, 1186 nucleotides long. RefSeq lists its product as uncharacterized. Gene Ontology annotation, molecular function: protein binding. The transcript has 2 exons. Lineage: Eukaryota; Fungi; Ascomycota; Dothideomycetes; Dothideales; Saccotheciaceae. The coding region runs from base 242 to 958 and encodes 238 amino acids. The record is from RefSeq and is a predicted model, not a curated record.
UCGCAACGAGACAAACCUUAAUCAUUGUUUACACAACCUUACGAUCGAAAAAUAAAUCGUAGAUAAACAAGCUCUACAAAACAUGUCUCACGCACAAGAUUCUGGCCGAAGCCGACAACAAACGAGCGCGUUUGACACAACUUUUAUCGCACGAUCUCCUUCCCCCAACCAACGUUUGCCAUCUCAAUACUGCAUUUCAUCAUCCACCUUCAUCUUCAUCACCAACACUGAGUAAGACGCAAUGUCAUCUCAAGAUCCCAUUCCCCAGCUGCUCAAAGCCAUGGCCGCCCUCCAAGAGAGCGCCGAACACUCUGAUCUGACCAUCACCUGCGGCUCUGAUGUCUACAAGGUGCACAAAGCCACCGUUUGCUCUCAGUCAGAGUUCUUCCGUCUUGCCUGCCGUAAGCGCCGUGGUUCCGAAGCCGAUUCCAAAGGCGACUUCAAGGAGGCUCAGACUGGCACCGUCGAUAUCCCUCGCAGCAACAAUGUCGAUAGUGUCGACGACGGCUGGGACGUGGAUGCAGAAGACCCAAAGUCCGUCAAGCUCAUGAUCCACUAUCUCUAUCACAUGGACUACCUCGAGGCCGAGACCGCAAAGAUAAAAAUGCAGUCAACCGCAGAGUUUCUCAAGGACAACGAUCUCAAGGACGGCAUUCUGAUCGACCACGCCAAGAUGUAUGCUAUGGGUGACAAAUACGGUAUCCCUGGACUCAGGUCCUUGGCCCGCACCAAGUUCAAUGACGCCCUACAGUACACUGGUGCCGGACUUGUCAAAGCCAUGAGGAUCGCCUACACCAGCACCGUCGACUCGGACAAAGACUUGCGUCUAGUCAUCGUCGACAAAUUGCACGGCAACAUGUCAUUCUGUCUCAACACUCCCGAAGUUGACAGGGCCAUCAAGGAACUCCCUGAGCUUGCUCAUGCUCUUCUGCGCAAGAUGUACGGUCUUUCGAACUGAACAAGAUUUUCACAGCUCAGCACUCGAGUACGAUCAGAAUAUGCCCGCAGACGUACCUGAUGAAAAUGCUCGUACGGAAGGCAUCCGCGGAAGGAGGUCGGAGUAUGAGACUAAGGAGUAGCACUGCAUCCAAAAAGACUGGUUGAACUGUUAGCAUGAGUUAAACAGAGAAUGCCCAUAGAACCUCAACCUCCAAAACAUGAACAUUGGUCGAAGUCAUUGUCCACA